AUGUCUCAUAUUAAACCAUUUUUAGAAACACCUUCAGUAAAAUUUUCAAUACUUUUUUCUAAUCCCGGUGUUGUAAAAUUCCAAGAGGUUGACAACAGUCCCUUUAAGCUAUUGAAGACUAAACUUAGUGACGAACAAAAAUUAUCAGGCGUUGACUGUAAUCCAGAACCAAGCCAAGAAAAAG
This is a messenger RNA of Entrophospora candida, 184 nucleotides long. The record is from the annotation of a GenBank genome assembly. Lineage: Eukaryota; Fungi; Glomeromycota; Glomeromycetes; Entrophosporales; Entrophosporaceae.